Molecule: messenger RNA, 354 nt
Organism: Mesorhabditis spiculigera
Lineage: Eukaryota; Metazoa; Nematoda; Chromadorea; Rhabditida; Rhabditidae
Source: the annotation of a GenBank genome assembly
AUGUCGUACGCAGCCGUCAGGACGCAUUUGCCGGCCAACUACCUGUCGACCAGGCCGUACGCCAGGACCUCAACAAUGCUGCUAAAGAUCGAUUGGGUAGUCUGCCACAAUAUACUGGCUAGUGCGAGUGCCUUGAAACCACCAUAUCAUUACGAACCAGGCGCAGUGGACAUCGGGAGGCUAACCAAAGAGGAGUGGGCCUCUGUGCAAGGCGAUCUCUUCCGAUACGAGGGAGCGCUCGAACGUUGGCGCAUAGCAAAUGGAAGUGGCGGAACGAUAGAACCGCAGCAAGGCCCACAACUGCAAGAAUCCGUACAGACCUGGAUCGACGCGUCAAGCAAGGAGUGCGUCAUU